Brassicogethes aeneus is the source of this 2453-nucleotide messenger RNA. The record is from the annotation of a GenBank genome assembly. Lineage: Eukaryota; Metazoa; Arthropoda; Insecta; Coleoptera; Nitidulidae.
CAGAAAACUGCAUUGACAACCCUUCACAAUUAAAGAAAUCUGUAAAAGGCGUGGGUGUCUACUUUAUCGAUAGAACCUGUUUUUUUGUUAUACUUCAAAAUGUCUGCCGUGGUUUUGACGUGUGGGACGUGUUUUUAAUUAAUUGCAUUUUGGGCGUAAUUUGGGUCACCCUACGUAAAAUUAACAGUGAAUUCGGUGAUUAGUUGCGAUUACCUGAACGUUUAUCUAAUCGCGAUCUACCGAAGGAAACCACAUCAGUUCUUCUGCUGGGAGUGACCAGAAUACCGACCUCUCCGUUGCCCCCGCGCCGCCCCUGCUCCCUGCCCCUCGGCCAGCAAGCCCUCCCGAUCCGAACCCCUUCGACGCGCGGACGCCUCUUGCGACGCGACUCGUCGCCGAAGAGGGACCAAAGCCGGCGGAAAAAUGAUAAGGCGGUCGGUGCGUCGUCUUGCGCUCCGUCACCUGCGCACUCUUUGACUCCUCCUUCGGCCGCGUCUUCGAAGGUCAUGGAGCGUUCCGUGGACUCCAUCGGGACGUGUUCCUUGGACGUGGAGGCCUCGGCAGUCGUGUCAGAUUGGUCUGAUCUCUCGUCCGCAGGCACGCUGCGCAGCGCAAGCAUAACCCCAAUAGCCCCCGACUCGCACCACCUGCCCUCCUACUUGAGCUUGGCCUGCACCGUCAACGGAUAUUCCACGACGACGAACUACGAUUCCGUGCGAUUGGCUCGUUCGAGAGAUGCCUCGCCGCACCGCAUCGACCAUUUGACGAAAAAAACCGACCAACCCAACAGCACCCAUUCGGUGCGGAAUAACCUGCUGUCGCCCCCAAAUUUAGUGCCCCUGCCUCCAAGAACCAUCGAGACCAUGACGGAAAACACGCUGGCUCAGCGCCACCACCAGGACUUUUUCCGCAAAAGCGAGUCCCGAUUUUCCUCGUCGCUAUUUUCCAACGACACCAUAGACGCCUGUAUAGAAAACGGCCACUCGACCUACCAAAGCAAAUGCGUUUCCUUCGAAAGCAAAACCGUCACCACCAUCAACGGACAAUCGAAAACCACAUCGGAAUCCACAGUGAGAAAGGAAUUUAGCAACGGAAAAUCGUUUAUCCAGCAAAGGGUGGAACGUUUGUAUGGUCCUGGAGCUCUAGCUCAAGGUUUUUUCGUUAGCAAACGCAAUAAAAAUCGUUUGUCUGAAUCGGAAUCGGACAAAGAUAAGGAAAAUGAUCAUCCGGAAAAAAAUAAACACAAUAAAUCCAUGCAAGAUGCUCUUCUUUUGGAUUCGCAAGGAGAAAUUUCGCCGAUGAAACAGAGCACUAGCAGUCCGACGUUGCCGGUGAUGCGCCACUUGCGGCCCGAGUUUCGCGCGCAGUUGCCGAUGUUCAGCCCGCGCAAGGAGCAACAAGCGGCAACGUCGCUGGCGCAGUUGCCGGCGAUGCCGAAAAGCGUCACGGUGCCUAAAUUGAAGGACGACGACGCCGCCCCUGGAAAAUUUACUAACGGCAACAGCGCGGACGCCGUCACCAACGGUGAAGUCUCCUUGGCGGCCAUCUUGAAGCCGGAAGUCCGAGUCGAAGUCGAAGAAAUUGCGAGAGGUGUAAAAGAUGGUCAUUAUUUCCUGAUCAUACUGGAGGAGCAAAACAAGAGACUGCUAGGGCUGGCGGAAAAGACUGAAAAAGAACUGGAAAACCCGAAGUUGACCGAGGAAGUCGUCGGGAAAAUUCGAUCGGCCGCCGGAAAAGCUAAACUCUUGGUUUCCCAGAAAAUGCAACAAUUCAAAGGGCUGUGUACUAACAAUAUUAACCAGGUUGCAGGUGAAGCCUAUCCAACAACAAAUGAAGAUUUACAAGGUUUUUGGGACAUGGUUAUGCUGCAAGUUAACCAGGUUGAUGCCUUAUUUGAAGAGAUUAGUGCUUUAAAGAAAAAUGACUGGAAAGAGGUCAAACCUACAAAGUCUCCAAUGAACGGUUCCAGUAGCGGCAAAAGUGCGCGCAAAGGGCCGAUCCGAGUCCGACAGGCUCCUAGCGUGAACGAAGAGGCCCGAAAGCAGCGCGAAGCCGAGCGAAAGAAAAUGAUCGAGGAGCGAAGGAAAGCGAUGAAAUCUCAAAACCAGAACCACACCCAAAACAUUGAAAUUUUCGUGCCUGAAUCCAGCUGAAAUUCGCUACGCAAUCGUUUUAUUGUUUUACUAGGGAAACAUUACGUCUAUUUUUUAUUUAUACAAAACUCUCUAUCUAAUGCUAAUAAUAAUAAUAAUAAAUUCAUACUAUACACAGUGUAACAUUUUUAUUAAUUGUAGGUUUUUUAUAUUAUGCUAUGUUUUACGUUAUUAAAUUUGAUGCUGUCUAUUAUUUAUUUACAAGUGAAUUAUUGCUGAAUGUUUAUUUAUUAUAUACAGGGUGAUCAAUGCAAUUUUUGGAUUGACAAAAUGUUAAUAAUAUGAUAAAAUAAAAUUUUA